Molecule: messenger RNA, 1123 nt
Organism: Antechinus flavipes (yellow-footed antechinus)
Lineage: Eukaryota; Metazoa; Chordata; Mammalia; Dasyuromorphia; Dasyuridae
Gene: AIP
Product: aryl hydrocarbon receptor interacting protein
Exons: 6
Coding region: 86-1108 (340 amino acids)
Molecular function (GO): peptidyl-prolyl cis-trans isomerase activity; protein binding
Source: RefSeq, a predicted model, not a curated record
CUCCGGAAGUUGCUAAAACGAAGCGUUUCCGGAAGUUGCCGAGAUCGUCCGGAAGGUUCCGAGAGCAGAGCAUCGGAGAAGCAGGAUGGCGGACUUGAUUAAGAAGCUGCGGGCAGAGGGCAUCGAGAAGCGGGUUGUACAGGAGGGCACCGGGGAGCUGCCCGAUUUCCAGGACGGGACCAAGGCCACCUUCCAUUUCCGGACCCUGCGCAGCGACGAGGAGGGAGCGGUCAUCGAUGACAGCCGCCAGCGGGGGAAGCCCAUGGAGCUCAUCCUGGGCAAGCAGUUCAAGCUGCCCGUGUGGGAGACCAUCGUGCGCAGCAUGCGGCCCGGGGAGGUGGCCGAGUUCCUGUGCGACGUGAAGCACGUGGUCCUGUACCCGCUGGUGUCGAAGAGUCUCCGUAACAUCGCGGCGGGCAAGGACCCCCUGGAGGGCCAGCGGCAUUGCUGCGGCAUCGCCCAGAUGCAGGAGCACAGCUCCCUGGGCCACGCCGACCUGGACGAGCUGCAGCAGCGCCCCCAGCCCCUCAUCUUCCACAUAGAAAUGAUCAAGGUCGAGGCUCCUGGCACGUACCAGCAGGACCCGUGGGCCAUGAGCGACGAGGAGAAGAUGAAGGCCGUCCCCCUGAUCCACGAGGAGGGCAACCGCCUGUACCGGGAGGGGCGCAUCAAGGAGGCCUCCGUCAAGUACUACGACGCCAUCGCCUGCCUCAAGAACCUGCAGAUGAAGGAGCAGCCCGGCUCUGCCGACUGGAUCCAGCUGGACCUGCAGAUCACGCCGCUGCUGCUCAACUACUGCCAGUGCAAGCUGGUGGCCCAGGAGUACUACGAGGUUCUGGAUCACUGCUCCUCCAUCCUCAAUAAACAACGUGAAGGCCUAUUUCAAGCGGGGCAAGGCCCACGCGGCCGUGUGGAACGCGCAGGAGGCGCAGGCCGACUUCGCCAAAGUGCUGCAGCUGCAGCCGGCGCUGGGCCCGGUGGUGAGCCGCGAGCUGCGGGAGCUGCAGCACCGGCUGCGCCAGAAGGACCUGGAGGACAAGGCCCGCUUCCAGGGCAUCUUCUCGUGACCCGCCCCCCGCAUAAAUCUCGUAUUUAUCUGCCCGCCUGAGUCCCGGCUCCUCUG